GGUCAGCUCCACCCUCUGGUCGAAAUAUGGUCACUUCUGGCUCCAAAUAUCCAAGAUGGCGACGGUCAAAUCCAUGAUGGCAACAGUCAAAUUGCUAAACUUAAUGGCAAUACACAAACCAAUGGGUGACGUCAUUGUGACUACGUCCACUUUUUUUUUUUUACAGUCAAUGGUCCUGAUUGUCAAUUCAGCUGUCAAGGUUGCUAGGCUACAGGAGUGGUGCUUCAUGAUGCAAGGGAAAGGGCGGGAACAGCUGGUGACGCAAAUAGGAAAUCCUCCGUAGACCAGACCAUCCCAUUUAACAACGCUCAGUUCGGCCUUUGCGGCCUACAAAGGACAUGCCUUUGUAGUCUUUGUAGGACUCACCUGAAAAAAAAAUUAAUAAAGUGACAUAUUAACAGUCCUACAGUGAAAAUGACAACAGCUUAAUCUCCCCCAUGCUAUAGGUCAGUGCGAAAUGCAUUCUGGGAUAGCUUAGCUGUAGUCGGUUAACCAAUGGUGUAACUUCAUCACUCAUUGACUCACUCAGUCAGUGACAGACAUUCAUGGUUAUAUGGUUAUACUUUUGGUUUUAUUAGUUCCAUAGUAGCCUAUUUGGUAAAUAGUAACGUGAAUAUUAAACUAAAACCAUGGAAUCAUAUCAUAUACAGUACAUAGGUAAUGUUUAUAGAUGCUGCCACAGAGUGAUACAAAGAAAGACAGAAUGAGCGAGAGAGUCUUGGCUUUACAUUAUACCACCAGUCAAUCCGUGCUCUACAAAUAGUUAAUCUAAUCUACACAGUAGCACCUCCCUUUCUUUGUAUGCCUUUCUAUUUUCCUCUUUCUCAUCUUCCCUUCUCUUAUCCUGUCUCUCUUUUCCCUUUUCUUGUAAGUUAUACAAUUUAGUGCAUUAGGUCCUUUGGUUCUUGUCUUUUCACUCAAAGAAAUUAAAUUAAUUAUGUUUUACUUAUUGCUAUCAGCUGCAAUCUAAGUCAGCAUUCACUUUCUGAAGCAGAGGCACCAUUUCUCAAAAACCCAAGGUAUGUUGAAAUAAUAGAAUUUGCACAAACUGCAUGCUUGAAGCAAGAAAAUGUUGUUCUGCAAUUCAUUUGUGUUUUGGUCACAAUUUUGGUUACAGUGAAUGUUUUGUAAUGUUAAAACAAAUCUUUGAGUGUUCUGUAGUGGUAGUAUCAUUUAAUAACAUAACACAACAAAUAUUACUACUAUCACAACUUCUGCUGCUUACAUAAAUAAUACGACUACUAUCACUACAAGUACCACUACUACAGGCACUAAGCACUAUGAAUUCUGCUUCAAUUACCCAUAAUCGGUGCCCUACAGGAUCAGACUAUGGAAACUCAGCUGAGAACACAGCAAGUGAAAACCGUGGUAUCUGCUCUCUGCAAAAUCCCGCUCCUCGUUCUGCUCCUGUACAUCUUUGUGUGUUCCCUUGACAUUUUAAGCUCUGCCUUCCAACUAGCUGGGGGUAAGCAGCCAUCAUUCAUCAUAAUUAUCUUCAUCAACCUUUCAACUUGACAGUAUUCAGUAACUCACAUUACCAUUUAAAUAUAGUAUAAACUGUAGUAACACACGUAGACACAUAAUUGUCUAUAUUAGCUACUCUUUGGAUGCCCAACCUGAUUUUGAUAUUAAUGCUUUCUGCCUGCCUGUCACUCUUUGUUUGUCUUUCCCUUCCAGGCAGGGUAGCAGGAGAUAUCUUUCAGGAAAAUGCCAUCUUGUCUAAUCCAGUGGCAGGGCUUGUGGUGGGAAUACUAGUGACAGUGUUGGUCCAGAGCUCCUCCACCUCAACUUCCAUCAUAGUCAGCCUCGUCUCUUCUGGUUUGCUGGAUGUUCGGUCAGCUAUUCCAAUCAUCAUGGGCUCCAACAUUGGAACAUCAGUCACUAAUACUAUUGUUGCUCUGAUGCAAGCUGGGGAGAGAGAAGAGUUUGAACGGGCAUUUGCAGGAGCUACAGUCCAUGACUGUUUUAACUGGUUGUCUGUCUUGGUGCUUCUCCCUCUGGAAGCUGUGAGCGGUCUGUUGAGGUAUCUGUCACAGGUCGUGGUCAACACGCUACAGUUCAGUACUGGAGAGGAAGCACCUGAACUUCUUAAAGUCCUCACUGAGCCACUCACUAAAAAGAUUAUCCAGCUGGAUCGGUCAGUUAUUGCAGCCAUCGCUACAGGAGACCAGAGUGUGAGAAACAAGAGUCUGGUGAAGCACUGGUGUCUAACCACAAACAUGAUGGUACUGGUAUGAUAUG
Molecule: messenger RNA, 2241 nt
Organism: Thunnus maccoyii (southern bluefin tuna)
Lineage: Eukaryota; Metazoa; Chordata; Actinopteri; Scombriformes; Scombridae
Product: sodium-dependent phosphate transport protein 2A-like
Exons: 4
Coding region: 1608-2237 (209 amino acids)
Biological process (GO): sodium-dependent phosphate transport; intracellular phosphate ion homeostasis
Cellular component (GO): brush border; apical plasma membrane; vesicle
Molecular function (GO): sodium:phosphate symporter activity
Source: RefSeq, a predicted model, not a curated record